ACAGUACAGUAUGCUGUACAUUUAUAAUUCUGAUUAUAAAGAUAAGUAAAAGUAAUCCUGUUACGCGUCUUUCAUGUUACUUUUUUUUUUUUCAUUUAAAAGUUAGCUCCCCUGUGUCGCCCCCCACACUUAAUUCCAGCUGGUAGUGUCUUGGCCCAUCCCUACUCUCCGGCAGUCAAUGGGCUGUCGGAGGAGGUGGGUGUGUGUUUUAGGAUUGUAGGUUUAGUGUAUGAAGAAGGGGUUUUUGAAUUAGGAGUAGCCAGUGAGAAGCGUCUCUGAAGAACAAUUCUCUUGAGAGAAGUCAAACGUCACCCUCAAACAGUAUUUUCACGAAUCCUGUGCUGUGCAUUGUUUUGGGGAGAUGAAGGCUCCGGGGCCUCUGUUUGGAGCAAUCCUGUAAAAGGAACGGGCCCUUAGCCAGACCUGUGUGAAGGAUCAGAUAAAAGAGUUACCAUGAGCAAGCAGGAGCAAAGUGUGUGUGUCUUGUUGCCUAACAAAGAGCAGCUUGACAUCACCAUUGGGGUGAAGGCGAUAGGGCAGGAUUUGUUUGGUCGUGUUUGCGAGCUUCUGAAAGUCAAGAACCUUCACUUCUUUGGGCUCAGCAUCGUGAAAGACAAUGAACUUGUAUUCAUGGACUUGGAGCAAAAGCUGACCAAGUAUUUCCCCAAAGAAUGGAAGAAAGACUCUAGCAAGGGCUCUACCUGUCCCGACUUGCCUCUAGUCACCUGCCUGCAGGUACAAUAUUACAUAGAGAAUGGAAGACUCUUAAGUGACAGGAAGGCCAGACACCUAUACUACUGUGAUCUACGAGAUCGAGUGCUGAGAUCGGAGUGUAGACACAAAGAGGAGGUAUAUUUCCUGUUAGCAGCGUAUGCUCUGCAGGCUGAUCUAGGGGACUACCAAACCGAGGGGCAUGUGGGAGAGUACUUCAAGCCACAGGACUACUUCCCUUCAUGGAUCAUUGCCAGAAGAGGCUGUGACUACAUCCUGAAGCAUGCGCCCAAGAUCCACAGGGAGCAGAAGGGGCUGUUGACCAAGGAGGCCAUUCUUCUGUUUGUCAGGGAGUCCUGCCUGCUGGAGGACGUGCCUGUGCACUUCUACAGGCUGCGUAAGGACAAGAAGGAGAAGCAUGGCUCUAUCAUCCUGGGGCUGACCCUGCGAGGAAUGCACAUUUAUCAGGAGCUGAACCGUGUACGUCAGCUGCUGUACGAUUUCCCGUGGUCUAACGUUGGCAGGCUGACGUUUCUGGGUAAAAAGUUUGAAAUCCAGCCGGAUGGGCUGCCAUCAGCCCGAAAGCUUGUGUAUUACACUGGCUCCCCUUUCCGGUCCAGGCAUCUGCUGCAGCACCUCAGUAACGGUCACCGGCUGUACCUCAACAUCCAGCCGGUACUCAAACACAUCCGCAAGAUCGAAGAGACUGAGGAUAAGAAGCGAUACCGCGAGUCCUACAUCAGCGACACCCUGGAAGUGGACCUGGAGCCCCUUGGCCCGGUCGCGGACGGCAGCCCCCGCUUCCCGCGCCGCUCCUGCUCCGGCAGCAGCCGCGGGAGCUCCGGCAUCGAGGCCGACGCCCGGCAGCGCACGUCUGUGGAGAUGUCGGUGGACGAACCCUUCUCCCUGCCCCCCGCGCACUCCGCCAUGAAGUCCUUCAGCUCGGCCAUCAGCCACGGCAGCUCGCACACCUCCGGCAUCGAGACCGGCAGCAAGACCCGCGCCGAUGAUGACUGGCAGGAUGACGAGGUGGAGCUGGCUGUGGAUGAGCCUGAAGAGGUGUCUGUGGAUGACCCAGAAGAAAUGUUGCAGUUCUUGGCCAAUCAAGAACAGAGCUGGAAGGAUGUCACUAUCCAGCCUGUGAGCUCAAUAGAAACGCGAGUGAGACUACGUAACAUAGACUCCCUUGAACAGACGUCUAAGCGGAAAGGUCGGAGCUGUACAGACCGGCACAGCCAGAGCCUGGAUGACGUGCGUCUGUAUUCGCCACCAGCCCCACUAGGCGCUGGCCUGCACACAGAUACGUCUCAGAGCUACACCUUCGGUCUGUGCGCGCCUGACCCAGAGGACCAGUACUGCUACACAUACUGCACCAGUGAGGGCCAGACUAAACCAUCCUUCUAUGGCAAGAGGUCCAUGAACUGCCUCUCCCUGGACCUAUUGGGGAACGAACAGCUGCUGGAGUUCAUGCUGUAAUUCAGGACUGCGUUGAGGAAGCAACCCACAUACACAGCACUUUAAAAUGUAGGCCUGUUCUGACUGGAGAAGGAGGUCAGUCUAGUCCUCUGCCUGGAGACUCUGGAAAUGGAGGAAGGGUGCCUAUUGAACAAAUACUGUAUUGAAGGACUCAUGCAUACAAAGGCUGCAUGUGAAGGAAAUCAUGCAUUGCCAGCCAUGCAAGAAUAUACCUUUAUACCUCACAGCCAGCUGAUCAUACACUCAGUGACCAGUGAACAAAUAUACUGGAUAUUCCAUUAUUGCUUUGAAAUGGGAAGGUUUUCCUUAAUUUGUAAAAACUCUUUUGAUUAUAUGUGAAAAUGUUUAUUUUGUAAUCCAUUUUCUCACAAGCUGCUGUGUCUUCCAUGUUCUGGCAGCUGAACUAGUAUUUUAAAAAAUGCAGCUGCAGUUGUUGCAAAAGAAAGCGUACUGGGCCAGAAACUCAGUCCAUACUUCGCCUUGAAUAAUAUGUUUCAAAUUGAUUUGUUCAGUGGAGGUAACAAAUCUAUCAUCUCUCUUGAUAAGAUAAGUUAACAAUCUUCCUAUCAUAGAAGGGGAUAUUUGACAGAAUAUUGCAAUACAAAGAAUAACAUCCAUUUAGUGUUACAUUUUUGGUAACUAACAUUUAAUGUGCUCUUGUAGUCGUCUUUUACUGUGGUAUUUAUGUGUUGUUAAAGGUUAAGUUGGGGACCAGGACGUUGUUUGUGGUAAAGAGUGAGUUCAGGGAACAGUGCAAGAGGAGGGAAAGGAGGGACAGGACAGGGCAGAAGAAUGUUUUUGAGGGUAGUUGGCAGCUUUCAUUGGUGUUUUUUGUCAAAAAUUUUAGGGUAUUUACUGUAGUUUUCUUCAAUCGGUUGGUAUUACAAACUGUUUAGGCAAUUUUAUUUUUUGAACAAUUUGGGAUUGCCGCUUUUUAAAUACCAGCUUUCUUUGGGAUCCCUAGUUGUUUAAGACUCCGCUUUACUCAUCAGCAUGAGGUUCCAGCUUGUGUACUGCAUGAAGAGAAUGAGGACCUGCAGACGUCCUGCUCUGAUUACCUGCCUGUGAGAACGGUUUUUGUUUGACACACUGCAAGUUCCACAAGGCCUUAUUGGAAAGUUCUUGUAGGCUAGAACUCAUUUCUCCCUGGUGCAACCGUAGACCUGAGGGGCGGCAAGCAAGUCGCAGCUUGUUUUACUGAAUGGCGAGAAGGCUCGGCCUUGACACACACAAUGGUGCCACCACUUUUCAAAUUCCAGUCCCAGUCGGCUCUUGACAUGACCCAGACUUGUCUGAGCCACAGGGCUCAACCUCUGCUCUGGGCAGCCGAUGGUUUUUGAAGCAAAAUGAAAAGACAGUUGUAUUUGUAACUGUUUUUCCUGUGACAAGGAUGUACUGUAUUAAAGAAAGUUAUCCGGUAAGAAUGAAGGUGUGCUAUUGAGCAGGAUGAAGUGUUUAGAUGUUAUUCCAGCUCUAGUGCUCUUGUAUCGUUUUCACGUUUCACUUUUUUGGCAUGUUAUUAAUUCACUAGUGGAAGGUUUAUUCCACUAGUGGAACGUACUGUGUCCCUGGGGAUUCACAGGACACUAAAGGAAAUGUUUCUAUAAUAACUUAAGGUUCCUCUUCAAAACCAAGAGUUAUACAAUGUUUUCUGUGUUAAUGGCUUUAUUUUCACAAGAUUGAAUUUAAUGCAUUCUGCAAUUUGAUUAAAAGGAUUUAUCACAAAGCUUAUGCAAAUUGUUUAAAUAAGGGGUACAUUAAUGUUAAGACUGUAUAUAUGUCCUUGUUAAUAUGCCCUGUUUGUCUUUCAGGAUUCUGAAAAUUGAAAGUGUGAAUGUGAGAGAUAAGGAUUAUUCUCAACUAUGAGAAGGGUACAUCUGGUUUAUCAGUUUGCAGAAUUCUUGCACUUGAUUCAUGAUAUGUUAUUUUUGUUCAAAGCCUAUCUUAUUUGGAAUAUGUAUCUUGUAUUUUUAGAAGUUGCAUCAAUCAUUGCAUUUUCCUGUGUAUUAUUUAUUUAUGUCUAGCAUUGAAAAUAAGAUUAUUUUAUGCAAAGAAUCUACCAACAGGUUUGUUGGUAUUCUUCAUUCUAGUAUUAAUUGUAAAAGCUGUGACUGUUCGUUCUUCUUAUUUUUUAUAUUGGCAUUUUUCUAUUAAGAAAUUCCUUGUACCUUUUUAUAUCUGUGACCUAUAUGAUCAUUUAUAUCUUAUGUAGACUAAUUACACCAUAUUGUAUUAAUUGCUGUGUUUAAAAUCAUUUAUACAUUAAACAGGUAAAUAGAGUUUUUCUCUAAAUGCUUUCUCCUUUCAGUGAAAGGAAACAUUUUUGUAAGACUAUAGCAAUAAAAAUGAUGAAAUG
Lepisosteus oculatus (spotted gar) is the source of this 4543-nucleotide messenger RNA. RefSeq names its product FERM_F1_FRMD1 and FERM_C_FRMD1_FRMD6 domain-containing protein. Gene Ontology annotation, biological process: positive regulation of hippo signaling. Gene Ontology annotation, cellular component: cytoskeleton; cytoplasmic side of apical plasma membrane. The record is from RefSeq and is a predicted model, not a curated record. Lineage: Eukaryota; Metazoa; Chordata; Actinopteri; Semionotiformes; Lepisosteidae.